Leptidea sinapis is the source of this 3357-nucleotide messenger RNA. RefSeq names its product juvenile hormone esterase-like. The record is from RefSeq and is a predicted model, not a curated record. NCBI's taxonomy places the organism in Eukaryota, Metazoa, Arthropoda, Insecta, Lepidoptera, Pieridae. Bases 522 to 2177 code for a protein of 551 amino acids. The transcript has 4 exons.
UAUUGGCUAAAUUGUGUCGGCCCUUCGAGGUUUCGGCCUCGACCAGUGCCGCAAAUUAAAAAAAAACUGUAAUAAAUAAAAUGUUGUUUUUAUUAUAUAAAUUUAAUACCUAUCAUUUAUCAAUUAUCAGUGAUUUUUCUGCUUGAUUGUUGUUUGUUAAGUUGAUGUCGCGAUUAACGGCUAUCACAUGUCUUCCGCGAUCAUCAUCGAAAAGUAUAAUUGAGUAAUAAAUUAAACCUAUUUCUAGCACAGGUUAUCAACAUCCAACAGAAGUUUAUUAUUUUACUGGUGGUGGUUUAUUUAUAUUGAUUAUUGAAGUUUAUCAAAUAAAAGUAUUGUGGAUACUAUAUGUACCAAGCAUUACCAUUAAAACUUCAAAAUUUAUUAUCACGGAAAAAGUACUUGGUGGCCUAACCCUGAUUUAGAACAUUGAACACAUUAGAAAUUGUGAUGACCCUUCUACAAAAGCCAUAAUAAAUAGGAUUGAAUAGAACAUUUAUUUCAGUGAAACUAAAAAAGAAAUGAUUGGGACUGAUAAAAAAUGUAUCAUAGAGACUAGUGAUGGCGCUAUUUGUGGUUACAUUGACACAACAGAUGAAGGGACAUUCUAUAAGUUUAAAAGUAUACCAUAUGCCAAGCCGCCACUUGGGAAUUUAAGGUUCAAACCUUCCUCUUCAGCUGAGCCUUGGAAAGAAGUACUGGAUUGUACAAAAGAUGCACCUCCACCACUCAGCUUAACAUAUAAAAAAGAAAUUGUUGGGUCGGAAGACUGUUUGUAUAUUGAAGUCUCAUCUCCAAAUAUAAUACCUGAGAAGCCUCUACCUGUCAUGUUUUGGGUCGGAAGUUGUAAUUUUAUGUACACUAUUGAUAAUAUAUUAGAGCCCACCUUAAUAAAUAAGGAGGACAUAGUCUAUGUGCGAUGUGGUUUUCGGUUGGGACCAUUUGGAUUUCUUUCCAUUAAUGAUUUUAAUGCGCCUGGAAACAAUGGUAUAAAAGACAUAAUUCUUGCUUUAAAAUGGGUACAAAAGAAUAUUCUUAAAUUUGGUGGUGAUCCGAAUAAUGUAACAACAUUUGGAACUUCAUCUGGUGCUGCUAUUGUACAUUUAAUGAUGCUGUCUCCAAUGGCAAAUGGAUUAUUCCAUAAAUCAAUUCUGGAAAGCGCUUGUGCUCUAAAUUGGUGGUCUCUAUCAAGAAAUCCACUUGAAAGUACAAUGCAUUUAGCACAUGACAUGGGAAUUACAAAAACAGACAAAUUAGAAGUUGUAGAAGAACUGCGAAAAUUGCCAGCAAUUGAUAUAAUGAAAACACAUUCAUCUUAUAUGCUCAAGACAAUUUAUAAGUAUGACUGCUUUGAUGCUAUAUUCAAACCGUGUGUUGAAUGUUUUUAUGAAGGGCAACCAGUGUUUCUAGACAAAAGUCCCGCAAGUAUUCUAAAAUCUGGCAAUUUCAAUAAAAUACCAUUUAUAAUAGGAAGUAACAAUACUGAAUCUGCAGUGUUAGAAUAUAUGAAAGAUAAUUUCUAUGAGUAUGAAAUUUAUAAUAAAGACAUUAGCCUGUUAGUACCAAAGUGCCUUACAAAUGUUGAAGGAGAGAGCAAGAUUAAAAUUGGACAGAAAAUUUUAAAUUUCUACUGGGAAGGUGAAGAAUGUCUGACUGAACACACAAAAAAGGAAUACUUACAAAUGCGUAGUGAUUAUAAUUUCCUUUACUAUAUAGACAAAACUAUAAGGACCCAUAUUGAAGUAGCACCAGAAUGUGCGAUCUACUAUUAUGUAAUGAAUUAUGCAGGGCAGUGGCGUGUGCCAAAAGAAUUGGAUUUUUUUAAUUGUAGUGGACAUGUCGCUGAAUUACCAUUUAUAUAUCGUAUUAAAACAUCGAAUUCAGGAUACUACGGGGGGAGUCGUGAUUCUAUUAAAACUAGGAAGCGAGUUGUAAAGAUGUGGACAAAUUUUGCCAAAUAUGGCAAUCCUACCCCAGAUGACGAUGACCCUCUUCUACAAAUCACAUGGGACAAAGUUGAAAAUAAAGAUAAACUCAACUUUCUCAGUAUAGACACGGAUUUAACAAAAGGAAGAAAUCCAUUCUACGAACGAAUGCAUUUUUGGGAUAAAAUACACGAGGAACACUUAAUUUUAAAAUUUAUUACGCAUUUUAUUGACAUGGGGGUUGAUAUAUAAAUAAGUUUAAUGGAAUUUUAAAAUAACUAUAUAUAAAAAAGGACCAUUUUAAAGCAUUUACAAUAAGUAAUUGUUUCCUACGAUAUUAAUGAAGUAGUAAUAAUCUUAUGUCAUCGACUGGAAAUUCGUUGGAAGAAUGCCGAAAUAUUUCUGCAUCUGGCCACAUUCUUAUAUGAAAAUAUAUACUAAACUCAUAACUAGUCACUGGGCAUACCACUAUAGUUUUUCUGACCAUUGAUAAUCUCGAACAUAAUCCCAGAACCGAUUAAAUUUGAGAUUUUCUCUUUGUGGGAAUGUGAUAUACCAACACAGUUAGAUAUUAACAAUAGGUCAAUCCAAAAAUUAAGCUUUUGUUUUCUAAUAGCUAAGUCUCAACUUGUUUAACAUACACUGUGAAUAAUUAAAGUGAUUAGUUAUUUUAUUGUUAUUAGAUUGUUUUUGCAUAGAUUAUAAUAUUUAUAAUAAUUGUUAUUAGAUUUUUAAAAAUAUACAUUAGGUAAAUUUUACAAAUGAAAUUAAUUAUUAUUAUACUAAAAGUCCCUUGUUAUAAUUUUAAUUUAGUAAAAAAUUAAUAUUUAAAAUGUUCAUUAAUACCUAUCUGGGAAAUUCGGGUAUUUGAAUAGCGGCGUUGGUCAAUGUGAAUGUAAAAAAUUGGAAAAUCCAAAAGUGCACAGUAAAGUUAAAUUUCUAAUACAAUCAAAUCACCUGCGUUUAAAAAAAAUAUCAUUGUGAAAAAAAUAAGUCGUUCUCGAGAUAUCCGUACCACGCCGCUUUUAUGAACCACAGACUAAUGGACGUCUAUUCGACAACUUAAAAAGAGUAUCAGGAUUAUUCAUUCGUGUCUCAGCUUUAUAUUGAUGUGCUUUUUAUUAUGUGUAAGAGUAAUAGAAAAAAAAAUGUUUAAAGAGUGGAAAUCGUAUGACCUUGACAGGUCGGUUAUAAAGCACAACCUCGCCGCUUCGCGUUCGAGGCGUGCAAUAGAAGAAUGGCGACAUUGUUCUUACUUACAAAACGCGCCAAACCGGCCACGUCAAUUUUUUUUUUUUUUUAAAUACUUGGAAUAGCUUUUUCUGCUUGUUUUUUCUUAAUAAUUCCCUAUUACAAUGAGAUUUUUUUUAUUACUUAUCUAUAAUAUAGAUUCUAUUAUUUUAUAAAUGAAAUAAAUAUAUGUACUUGUAUA